Messenger RNA from Drosophila serrata, 1115 nucleotides. RefSeq lists its product as uncharacterized. Lineage: Eukaryota; Metazoa; Arthropoda; Insecta; Diptera; Drosophilidae. The record is from RefSeq and is a predicted model, not a curated record.
ACUGUCAUUUACCGUUGGCUGCUUCGUGUGAAAAGAAAAACUUCUAGAAAAGAGUGCAUGCGUUUUUAUAAUAAGAAUUGUCGAUUUCUUUCUGUGUUUACUGUGUAUACUGUUCAAUAUAUCAAGUAUCAACGCAAAUCAGCAGAACGAUGAGCAACUCGAGUGAGGCACCCAAACCCAAACCAACAGCUGCACCCGCGUGUGGCACUGAUCCCGAUGCCAUUGCCACUCGCCUGGGCACGCUCUACGAUAAUCUGGAUGCUCCCAGCCCAAGGGACGUGAAGACAAUCAUGUCCCAGCCAAGUAGUAUCCAAUGGCAGUAUCCUAAUGAGACCGGUGGCGACCGUGGCCUUGAUGCAAACAACAACAUUUCCAGCCUGCCCGAGCCAGAGCUCUCGGGGCAGGCUGAAGAACAGGAGCAGGCGAAGAUCAAGUAUGAGCUGCCGCAGGAUUAUCAGGGAAAAACAAGCUGCACUUGCCUUCGUCCGCAACGUACCUAUGAAUGUGGUUUUUGUCACCAUUACUUCCAUGGUCGUCUUUGGCAGACUUGCGAGAAGCAUCCAUCGGAGGUGUUCCUAAUGGACUUUCGUGAAUGUCCAUACUGCAUGGCCCAAUUGGAAAUGAUCAAGGAGUCGUCCCUCGCCUGGGAGGACGUUCGUAAAAUCGAAAAUGCUGAACUCCCAUCGGACAGUGAUCUUUAGAUACGAGUUUGAGACUCGUGAAAUGCAUACUCUCACCUCAAAGUACAUAGCAUGCCAUAUGUAGAUCAAAACAUAACAUAGAUCCUAAGAAACAACUACUAAUAAUGUUCAAAAUUUUACAGUCCUAAGCUUAAAAUACUUUGCCAGGCACCACAGUGUAUUUUAAGCUUAGGACAUUCAGUUCAAACCCGACAUUUAUGGAAAGCUCACAUCAUAAGCUGCCAGAAAGAAACUGCGGCACGGGCAUGUCCCACAUAAACCCUUAUGGCUUCUGCUAGCCGAUAGUGCGGCGAAAUGACUCGACGUUAAGUGUGUGGCAUUCAAGAAAAGGACUUGCUCAUACAUAUACAGGCAAACGGUUAGGGCUUUUGUUAAAGAAUUAAUGACUUUUACAUUCCAAUAAAACCAUAAGCU